AUGACAAAGCAGCCUGAUAGGAGCUUUAGAUACUAUCCUGGAAAAGCACAAGCCGAAGACCCAGUUUCGGAAGAAGAGUCUGAUGAGGAAGACGAGGAAGAACAAAAGCCGGCUGUAAAAGCGCCGCCCCCUAAGGCGUCGUCUUUCCCGAGACAAGCAUUGGCAGUGCAGCCAGGUACACCGACCGGACAGUCAUUGCCAACAGCCGCAGAGCUCUCGAAGACAGAUGAUCUGGAAGGCUUUGUUACAGCAUCAGAGUCUUCGGACGCUGAAGGCGACAGUGGGAGCGAGGAAGAAGACGAGGAGAGCUCAGAAGAGGAAGACAGCAGUUCGGAUGACGAGCCAGAAAAGCCUAUGCUCAGGCCUACGUUCAUGUCAAAAGCGCAGCGCGCAAAACAACAGGCUUCGGGGCCCUCGAUUUCCACUGAAGAUCAGGCGGCUGAAGAAGAACGGAAACGUAAAGAGAAGGCCGAUGAGCUGUUGCAAGCGCAAAUCGAGCGUGAUGCUGAAGUGCGUAAGGCGGGCAAGAAGUAUUGGGACGACGACGAUGUCGACCCUGCAGACGAAGUUGAUGACAACGAUGAGUCGGAUCCAGAGGCAGAGAGGGCAGCCUGGAAGUUGCGCGAACUCAAGCGAGUGAAGCGCGAUAGAGAGGCGCUUAUUGCGAAGGAAAAGGAGCGUGAAGAAGUUGAGCGGCGACGCAACAUGACUGCCGAAGAACGAGAAGCCGAAGAUCGCGAGUUCUUGGAGAAACAGGCCGAGGAGCGCGAGGACAAAGGCAAGAUGGCGUACAUGCAGAAAUACUUCCACAAGGGCGCUUUCUUCAAUGCCGAUGAGCAAGACGAAGAAGUCAAACAAGCACUCAAUCGUAACAUUGCAGGGCACAAAUUCGUCGACGAUGCAGGCGACAAGGCUGUAUUGCCGGAAUACAUGCGGAUCCGAGACAUGACGAAACUGGGUAAGAAGGGUCGGACCAAAUACAAAGACCUCAAGAACGAAGACACUGGUCGUUGGGGCCAAUUUGAAGGCAAGAAGAGAGACCAUGAUGGACUAGAUGAUAGAUUCAGGCCGGAUGAGAAGUCUGGUGGAGGAAGGGAAAAGACGGGCGCGAAUGCAGCACCGAUCGGCGAAAGACGACGACGGGAGGAUGAUGGCGGACGAGACCUGGAUGGGAAGAGGCCGAGAUACAGCUGA
Messenger RNA from Zasmidium cellare ATCC 36951, 1194 nucleotides. RefSeq lists its product as uncharacterized. The record is from RefSeq and is a predicted model, not a curated record. Gene Ontology annotation, molecular function: RNA binding. Gene Ontology annotation, biological process: mRNA splicing, via spliceosome. The coding region runs from base 1 to 1194 and encodes 397 amino acids. Lineage: Eukaryota; Fungi; Ascomycota; Dothideomycetes; Mycosphaerellales; Mycosphaerellaceae. The transcript has 2 exons. Gene Ontology annotation, cellular component: U2-type spliceosomal complex.